Molecule: messenger RNA, 2616 nt
Organism: Auxenochlorella protothecoides
Lineage: Eukaryota; Viridiplantae; Chlorophyta; Trebouxiophyceae; Chlorellales; Chlorellaceae
Product: H(+)/hexose cotransporter 3
Exons: 12
Coding region: 1-2616 (871 amino acids)
Biological process (GO): monosaccharide transmembrane transport
Cellular component (GO): membrane
Molecular function (GO): monosaccharide transmembrane transporter activity
Source: RefSeq, a predicted model, not a curated record
AUGCUCUCUCCAUCACCUCUGUCCAACCGCUCUUGGCUGGACAAAGCCCGUCAUCUUCCGGCAUGGGGACUGACAUGGACGCUCCUGUACAGCGGGUUCCUGGGCUCCCUCCUCCACAUCAUUGGCGGGUAUGACUCCGGCAUCACCGGCGGCGUGUUCAGCUCCACCACUUUCCUGGAGAAGUUCUACCCCGAACUGCUGACAACCACCACCAGCCCGACGGUGACGCCCUACUGCAAGUACGCCAACGAUACGCUCAACCUAUACACUGCGCUGUUCUACCCCGGGGUGCUGGUUGGGGCCAUCGCCUCCUCCUUCACCAGCCGAUGGUACGGGCGGCUGUCCUCCCUGCGCUGCUGCGCGGUGCUGACCAUCGUCGCCGCGGUGGUGCAGGUGACCGCGCCCAACCGCGCCGCAAUCCUGGCGGGCCGUGUCUUGCUCGGCUUCGGCGACGGCUUCAACGAGCACGUGUCGGCCAUCUACCUGGCGGAGAUCGCGCCGGCCCAGCUGCGCGGCAAGUUCAUCUCCGGCACCAUCUUCUUCGGCGGCUUUGGCGUUUUCGUGGCCCAGGUCAUCAACUACGGCGUGCGCGACCUGGGGAACAACUGGCAGUGGGCGCUGGGCCUGGUCAUGGUCCCCGCCGGCAUCCUGCUGGCCGGGUCGCUGUUCAUGCCGGAGUCGCCCUCGGCGCUGAACAGCCUGGGACGGCGCGAGGACGCGCUGCGCGCGCUGCGCCGCCUGCGCGGCCGCGAGGACGUCGGCGCCGAGCUGGACGACAUCUCCUGGGCGGCGGGGCGGGCACCCACGCUGCGCGCCGCCUGGCACGCCGUGCUGACGCAGCGGCGCUAUGUCCCCCCCCUGGUCAUCGUCCUCCUGGGCGUCACCUUCAACUGGUGGAGCGGGAACUCGGCCGCCACCUUCUAUGCUCCCAACGUCUUCACCAUCCUGGGGUUUGGGCACAGCACCGCGCUCAUCAAUGCCGUGGUCAUCGGCUGCUCCAAGAUCGCGGGCGUGCUCAUGGGCAUGCUCCUCCUGGACCGCUUCAAGCGCCGGUCGGUCCUCUUCUGGGGCUGCGGCGUCAUGAUCGCAGCCCAGGUCACCUCCGCCAUCCUGUUCAACCAGUUCCUGGCCGACGUCCCCGGGGCGGUGGCCACCAACGCGCAGGGCAUUGGCAUCCUGGUCACCAUGGUCGUCUACGAGCUGGCCUUCAUGGGCACCCAGAACACCACGGUGACGGUGUUCAUGGGCGAGUUCCCGCCCCUGGAGAUCCGGCCCGUGGUCUGGGUGCUCAUCACCCUCCUCACCGCCACCUGGGGGACGGUGUCCACCUACACCUUCCUCCUCAUGCUCUGCGCCAUGAAGUGGGGGCUCUACCUCUUCUCCGCCGGCGUGGCGGGGCUGCUCCUCCUCUACACCAUCUUCCUGGUGCCGGAGACCUCCCACGUGCCCGUGGAGCGCCUGCAGGCCGUCUUCUACACCCACUGGCUCUGGAAGCGCUUCAUGCCCGUGGGGGACGAGGAGCGCGGACCCCUCGCCCCGGGGGACCCGCCGCCGACGGCCAUCGACGGAGGGAAGGGCAGCGACGCCGACAACAAGUCGGACUACACCAUCCUCUUUGCGAUCGUGUUUGCCGAGACGGGACUUGUGAUAGCCCCUUUCCUGCCAGGCGACUCCCUCCUCUUUGCCACGGGCGCACUGGCAGCGAGCGACAAACUGAACAUCUACCUUCUACUUCUCACCUACAUGGCAGCUGCUGUGCUGGGUGACCUUGUGAGUUACACAGCUGGAAAGUACCUGGGCGCUCAUGUGCAGCAGUCCAGGCUGGUAAAGAAGGAGCACCUCGUGAAGACACAGCACUUCUUUGCCAAGCACGGCGGAAGAGCAGUGGUGCUGGGCCGUUUCCUCCCCAUUGUUCGAACGUUUGCCCCAUUCGUAGCGGGGAUGAGCGCCAUGCCAGGGUCUGCCUUUGCUUACUUCAACGUCCUGGGAGCUGCCCUCUGGACCUGCCUGUGCUGCGGUGGGGGGUACGUCUUUGGAAACGUGCCCCUUGUGCGGAACAACUUCUCCCUGGUCAUGCUGGCGAUCGUGGUGCUUUCCAUCCUCCCUGCUGCGUAUGAGGUGCUGACGACGCGUGGCGUGCGCCAGCGUAAGCUGCGCCUGGCAGGGCCAGGGACGCUGACUGGCCAGUUUGGCGUGCUGGCAAUCUGCCCCGACGCCGAGCGAGCACAGACAUGCACCCCCGAGGAGAUUCAGGAGGUGAGCGCCAGGGAGCUGGAGGAUGCGGUGCAGAGCAGGGCCAAACCGCUCAUCAUCGACUUUUAUGCCACCUGGUGCGGACCCUGCGUCCUCCAGUCCAAGGAGCUCGUCAAGGUGGCAGAGCGGCUAGGGGACAGUGUGCGGAUCCUCAAGAUUGACACAGACGAGAACCCUGACAUCAGCAACCAGCUGCAGAUCAUGGGCCUGCCCACCGUCAUCAUCGUCCCCACCGACACCUCCAAGCCUGCCCUGCGGACAGAGGGGCUGCUGUCUGCCGACAAGAUCGUGAGCCUGGUGACGUCCGAGAACGGCCCCGCCGCAGUGACGACCUUUGACGCGGGUGCCAAGGGCCUCUACUGA